UCUGUUCUGUUGCAGAGAAGCCAGAGAUUCGAGGAGUCAUGCACCAUAUUUUCAGCAUGGGUUACUGAAUCUGCUGGAAAAAAAGUUGCAGAGGGAUCUGAAUCCUGGGAAAUCCAUUAGCGGAGAUUCGUAGAUUCACGGAUUCCCAGAACUUGCUCUCAGACCUCUUUUUCUCGUCGAUCCAACCAUGGUUUUCAGCAAGGAAGCGAGCUCGUCCUCGCAUGGCCUCAAUCCUACGUCACCAGAAGAAACGCCACUCCUUCCCAAGCUCAAGCUUCUGUCGUCUCAACCUAAGACCUUCGCCAACGUUUUCAUAGCCGUCGUCGGUGCCGGCGUUCUGGGUUUGCCUUACUGUUUCAAGAGGACGGGGUGGGUCGUCAGCCUUCUGAUGCUGUUCUCCGUCGCCGCUCUCACCCACCAUUGUAUGAUGCUCCUCGUUCGCACCCGCAGAAGGCUCGAAUCCGUUAUGGGUUUCACGAAUAUUGCCUCGUUCGGCGAUCUAGGGUUCAUCGUUUGCGGUUCGGUCGGGAGGUUCGCCGUCGACCUCAUGCUCGUUCUCUCUCAAGCUGGGUUCUGUGUUGGGUAUCUCAUUUUUAUAGCCAAUACUCUGGCUAAUCUUUUCAAUUCACCCACACCCACGAAUCUGCACCCGCGGAUCCUGGGAUUGAUACCCAAGACUGUGUACAUCUGGGGGUGUUUCCCCUUCCAAUUGGGGUUAAACUCGAUCUCAACGCUGACCCAUAUGGCUCCUCUGAGCAUUUUCGCGGAUAUUGUGGAUGUUGGAGCCAUGGGAGUGGUGAUGAUUGAGGAUGUGUUCAUUUUCUUCAAAAACAGACCUAGUGUGGAGGCUGUUGGGAGCUUAUCAAUGUUCUUCUAUGGCCUGGGCGUGGCUGUUUAUGCCUUUGAAGGUGUGGGAAUGGUUUUGCCGAUAGAAUCAGAAACCCAAGAGAGGGAAAAGUUUGGGAAAGUCCUGGCCUUGGCCAUGGCUUCAAUUUCAUUGAUGUACGGAGGAUUUGGAGCGCUGGGUUACUUCGCAUUCGGUGAAGACACAAAAGAUAUCAUCACAGCUAACUUGGGAACAGGGUUGGUGAGCUUCUUAGUCCAACUGGGGCUCUGUGUGAAUCUGUUCUUCACAUUUCCAUUGAUGAUGAACCCAGUGUAUGAGGUGGUUGAGAGAAGAUUGUAUAAUGGGAGAUACUGCCUGUGGCUGAGAUGGUUGCUUGUUUUGACAGUAAUCUUGGUGGCAUUGUUGGUUCCAAACUUCACUGAUUUCUUGUCUUUGGUUGGGAGCAGUGUCUGCUGUGGAUUAGGGUUUGUGUUGCCUGCUCUGUUUCAUUUGAUGGUGUUCAAGGAAGAAAUGGGGUGGGGAGGAGUGUCUUUGGAUGUAGGCAUUGUGGUUGUUGGUGUUGUUUUGGGGGUUUCAGGAACCUGGUAUUCUCUGGUGGAGAUUUUCUCUGUAAAGGUAUGAUAUUUUUCUUAUUCAAUGUAAAUUCUGAAUUCCUACUAAACCUCAAGCCCUGCAACUGUGGAAUAUUGAAUGAUGUUUAGUUUUAAGAAAUAUUCAAUAAAAUAAUUGUAGCAUUUUCAA
Messenger RNA from Vitis riparia (riverbank grape), 1588 nucleotides. Its product is annotated as amino acid transporter AVT3B-like. The record is from RefSeq and is a predicted model, not a curated record. Gene Ontology annotation, cellular component: vacuolar membrane. Bases 188 to 1468 code for a protein of 426 amino acids. Gene Ontology annotation, biological process: amino acid transmembrane transport. Gene Ontology annotation, molecular function: amino acid transmembrane transporter activity. The transcript has a single exon. NCBI's taxonomy places the organism in Eukaryota, Viridiplantae, Streptophyta, Magnoliopsida, Vitales, Vitaceae.